GCUGUGCGAAGGUGUUUAUUUUACAUUUUAAUUGCGUCUCUGGCAUAAAUUGAUAUGCACCUAGCUAUAGUACCUUUAUAGCUCACCACAAGCUGUCGUAAAUAGAGUUAAAGACAAAUUUAAGCAUACAAUUUAUUGGCAAUUCGCUCUUGUGCUUUAAAGAAGAUGGUUAUUGAGUAGAUGCAAAAGUGCAGCUAAAAUUAUGCUAUAAAAGUUUGUAAAUCCUUACAUAAUCCUAUCCGGUUAAAAAAGAAAAAAAAACGCAAAAAAAACAAACACAAAAAAAUCGAAACAAUCGAUUCGAAACCAUUUGUAGGCCAUCUGAACAAAUUGGGGCGCUUUUAAUAAUAUAAGGGAAUUUUUUAGCAUCGUAAUAAAUGUGUGCCAUAAUUGCAUUUCAUCUUCAUGCCACUGCAUAAAUUGCAAAAACAUUUGAAUACAUCGGAAAAAAGGCUAAACAAAAUAAGUGCAGAAAGAGAAGAUUUAUGGAUCUCAAGUAGUCGAUUAAAUACCACAUCCAUUUAUAUUUCUUAGUAUUUAGAUUGAGUAAACCGCCAAAUUGGCUUCACAAAGCUCUAUCCUUGACAUUUACAUUAUGGCCUGGGAGCAUGGCAGCUCUCCGGUGGACUGGUGUGAAGGAAAUUACCAGAUAUCUUCAAAUAUAGCUGAAUUUGUAAAUACGACAAGUAAUUUUCUUUUUUUACUCCUGCCGCCACUUUUGAUAUAUUUAUUCAAGGAGUAUGGUCGCUUCGUAACACCCGGCAUACACGUACUCUGGGUACUUCUUAUAAUAGUGGGUUUAAGCUCAAUGUACUUCCAUGCAACGCUCAGUUUAAUAGGUCAAUUACUUGAUGAGCUGGCGAUUUUAUGGGUAUUCAUGGCUGCCUAUUCAUUGUUCUUCCCAAAAAAGUAUUAUCCAAAGGUCUUCCGCAAUAACCGGAAAUUAUUCAGUUCAUUUAUGUUUCUUUCGGCAAUCUUUGCGACAGUGCUGUCAAUUUGGAAACCCAUAGUUAACGCGUUUGUACUGAUGGGUAUGGGCGUGCCAACAAUGCUAAUGAUGUAUCGACAGUUACAAAGAGUGCGAGAUCAGCGCGUUUAUCGAUUGGGCUUGCGUUGUACGGCCGUUUGGCUUGUGGCCGUCUUCUGUUGGAUCAACGAUCGUAUGUUCUGCGAUGCAUGGUCAGCAAUUAAUUUUCCGUAUCUGCAUGGUUUCUGGCAUGUUUUCAUAUUUAUCGCCGCUUAUACCGUUUUGGUUCUAUAUGCGUACUUCUACGUCGAAACCGAGCUGCCACAACGACAACCGCUGCUAAAAUAUUGGCCUAAAAAUGAUUUCGAAUUUGGCAUACCAUUCAUCUGUAUACGAAAUCCGGGCAUGACCAUCAAGAGUGCUAUAUAAAAUAUUAUAAUUGUAUAUGUACACGCAUACAUAUGUUUUUACGUAUGUAAUGUAUGUAUCUCAAUGUACACAUGUACAGGUGCACAAGAGAUAAGAAGAGUCACAUAUAGAAAAGACAAAUUAUUUAGUAUUUCAAAUUUACAACGUUUUUAUUAGUACAAGUGCGGUAGAAUAUAUGACAAAAUAGUUUAUAAGCAGUAGUAUAUACAUACAUACAUCGUAUUAGCGAAACAGAUUUAUAAUUGAUGCUUAGAGAGAUGCAAAAUAUGUACUUUGUGAUGCCAAAUAUUAAUAUGUACAUUUAAGCAGUUAUAAUUGCAUAGCCUCGAUGUAUAUACAAAAUAUUGACCUCUCUAUCGUCCUUAUCAUUACAAAGGGCCUAAAGUGGUAAUUUCGUAAACAAUUUUAAAAUUGAAAUUAAAUUAAGUUGAUAUUUAAUUAGUGGAAGCCUUGCCAGUCCACCCUUUAAAAAAAUAUGCCAAAAAGCUGCAACUAACCCUAAGUAUGGCUACGGUGACCAUCCGUUUUUCAAAGGUCGAUCCUGCGUACUUUUUCAAACCUGAAAACCUGAAAAUGUACUGAUUUUUUCCAAGUGUCCUGCAUUUGGCCCGCAUUUU
Rhagoletis zephyria (snowberry fruit fly) is the source of this 2013-nucleotide messenger RNA. It is a transcript of the gene bwa, whose product is annotated as alkaline ceramidase. Gene Ontology annotation, cellular component: membrane. NCBI's taxonomy places the organism in Eukaryota, Metazoa, Arthropoda, Insecta, Diptera, Tephritidae. The record is from RefSeq and is a predicted model, not a curated record. Gene Ontology annotation, molecular function: hydrolase activity, acting on carbon-nitrogen (but not peptide) bonds, in linear amides. Gene Ontology annotation, biological process: ceramide catabolic process.